Messenger RNA from Morus notabilis, 2026 nucleotides. Its product is annotated as tubby-like F-box protein 3. Gene Ontology annotation, molecular function: protein binding. Lineage: Eukaryota; Viridiplantae; Streptophyta; Magnoliopsida; Rosales; Moraceae. The transcript is spliced from 5 exons. The record is from RefSeq and is a predicted model, not a curated record. Bases 432 to 1652 code for a protein of 406 amino acids.
UCUGAAUCUGUUGAGAGUCAGAGUUGAGACAGAAAGAAAACGGGAUAAGAGAACGCAUAGCAGAGCAUAGGUAAAAGGACCCAUCACUGCCUCACUGUUCUCUCUCUCUCUCUCGGUCUGGUCCGGUCUGGUCGACCCCCAAAAACACCACACCACACAAGACAAGACACUCCCACCCCCCCAUGAGCCCGUUCCUAGAUUCCAUCGAAACCCAGAUGAACAGAAUCGCCAUUUUCUAUCUCUAAUCGGCUUCCCAACAUCUCUUCCAUUUUUCACAUAGAUCUAAUGCAUCUUUCGUAGCUGAUCUGUUGUGGGUAUUUCACCAUUUCUCGGUUAUGUAAUGUACACACACACACACACACACACACACAUAUAUAUAUAUAUAUAUAUUGUAGAGAAUUUUGAGAAGUGAAAAGAGAGACACUAUUAGUAUGUCUUUGAAAAGUGUGAUCCAAGGAGUGAAAGGAGAGUUGGGAAGCAUAUCAAGGAAAGGGUUUGAUGUGAAGUUUGGUAGAUCGAGGUCGCAGAGAGUGGUCCAAGAUAGUAGCGGUUCGGUCAAGGUUGAUGAUGCGAUGAGGCAGAGCUGUUGGGCUAAUAUGCCUCCGGAGCUUCUCAGGGAUGUGCUUAUGAGGAUCGAGAAGUCCGAGGACACGUGGCCUCCUAGGAAGAAUGUCGUUUCCUGUGCUGGGGUUUGCAGGAAUUGGAGAGACAUCGUCAAGGAGAUUGUCAAGUCGCCUGAGGUUUCUGGGAAAUUGACGUUUCCAAUCUCUUUGAAGCAGCCUGGUCCAAGGGAUUCUGUCCUUCAAUGUUUUAUAAGGCGCAACCGUAGCAACCAAACAUAUUAUCUUUAUCUCGGCAUAAAUCAAGCUUCCACUGAUGAUGGAAAAUUCCUUCUUGCCGCUCGGAAAUGUCGACGUCCUACUUGCACAGAUUACAUCAUCUCUUUGAAUUCUGAUGAUGUAUCUAAAGGUAGCAGUACUUAUGUUGGGAAGUUAAGAUCAAACUUUCUAGGUACCAAAUUUACAAUCUAUGAUGCCCAACCUCCAAACAGUGGAGCCAAAGUCACUAAAUGUCGUUCCACCAGGCUUGUAAAUAUGAAGCAAGUCUCUCCAAGAGUUCCUGCUGGAAACUAUCCCGUCGCUCAUAUUUCGUAUGAGUUGAACGUCUUGGGCUCCAGGGGACCGAGGAGAAUGCAGUGCGUCAUGGAUGUGAUCCCUGCUCGUGCCAUUGAGCCAGGCGGUGUAGCACCAACGCAGACUGAAUUUCUGCAUAGCAGCUUGGAUAAUUUCCCAUCCCUGCCGUUCUUCAGGUCAAAAUCAACCCGUAUUGAGAACUUUCAACAAGAGCUUCAAUCUGGCCAAAACGAAGGGUUGCUUGUAUUGAGGAACAAGGCCCCUAGGUGGCAUGAACAACUGCAGUGCUGGUGUCUGAAUUUCAACGGACGGGUGACAGUUGCUUCGGUCAAGAAUUUUCAGCUGGUUGCUUCUCCAGAGAAUGGAGUCGUGGCGGGGCAGGAGCAUGAGAAUGUCAUUCUUCAGUUUGGAAAAGUUGGGAAAGAUGUCUUCACCAUGGAUUAUCAGUAUCCCAUCUCGGCUUUUCAGGCGUUUGCCAUAUGCCUCAGCAGCUUUGACACUAAGAUCGCUUGUGAAUGAACGACUUAACAAGCAUGAUUGACCUCGUAAUUCCUACUUACCCGGUAGUUUGUAUUUACAUCAAUGUAACAUUGUUCUUUCAGAUCCGCUUUUUGCAUAGUCUGGUAUCUGGGGGAGUGCUGAAUUCGUUCGGCAUGGUUAAGUGUGGUUUUGAAGCUUUUUUCGCUCAAUUCCAAGAACCCCAUCAGAGUUGGUUCUCUCCUUUGUGAUUUUGAGUGAUGCAGUUCUUCGCAAAUGACUCAACGUAUUCGGAAGCAGAGAGUUAAAGGUUGUAUUGAGAUGAGAUGUAAUCGUGUAAACACCAAAUUUGUCUAAAUAUUAUAUGACUGAAGUACAUGAAAUUCUAAUAUUUUAAGAUGUAAAAUUUAUGCUUC